UUCAAAAAUGGCAUACGAUACAGUAGAAAGGUUUCAAAAAUUGAUCACUCAAACUCCUGCUGAUGUUGGUCCAGGAACUUACGACGUAGCAGAUGUAUCUUGCCCUCAAAGACACCUUGGUACACCUGUCGAUCUAUCGUAUUUCAAGUGUAAUAAAAAGAUUAAUUUACAGCUGAAUUUCAUCCCUUUCUGAGUGGAACAAAGAGACAGACACUUACUGUAUCUAAAUAUGCGAUGGAAGUACCUGGACCGGGGACAUAUUGCAUAAAAGAACCACAGAAACACAUUCCAGAAAGUAGUUCCUAAAUACCUUAAAAACAGAAUCUAAUUGUAACGAAGCAAAUAAUUAUAGGGAGGCGUCAGUAUCGAUUUCACCGAAGCCAGGUUUAAGGCGAAGGUGCAUCAGGGACCAGGUCCGACCGAUUACAAAGUGAAAGAAGAUGCGUUAAAGUGUAAUAAGAAAAGAACUCAUCCGGGAACUUGGAGAGGACCAGCCGGAAAAGUAACAAGUUCAUUCAAUUUUUCGAUCAUGUAAUAAUCUUUUAACUUGUAUAGUUAUGGUUAACUCGUCCACCCCGUUCGAUUCUUCCUGCGCCCAUCUCAGUUCCUGACAAACGCUACACGGGUUACCACAUCGACGAGUAUGGUGUCUUCAAGAAAAAUCCUCCCCUUAAACACGAGCCGACUGUCUUCUACAACGUUCCUCGAGAAGUAUUCAAUUCUCACGCUAAUAAUUUUAUGACGAUGAUGUUCUCCAGUCAUUUACAUAUUUUAAAUGAGGACCGUAGAUUAAUUUCUCUUGGCUACCAUUUGUAUCAGUACUUUUAAUCAUUUUAAAUAAGCAGUCAGGUAAUGAAUAAAAUAAAUCAAGCUACCAAUAAAAUAUCAGACGUCGAACUUGCACGUUCAAAUUGUUACGAGACACCUAAUAUAAAAUUCUCAGGAGACAAAUAUGACAACAUCGCUGUACAAAGGCAACUUCUGGAGCAGAAAGACAGGUAGAACUAGUCCACGAAUCAGUUCAACCCCAGGUCCCGGAGAUUAUGAGCACAAAAAGAUAAAAACAGCUGCCGAGUUGCAGAACGAAAAAAUAAGGGAAGCUAAAAGGAUGUCGUCUAAGCAGUUACGUUUUCUCGACGUCAUGCAAAGGAGGAUAAUUCGCGAGAACCUUCCAGCCCCUAACAGUUAUCACGUGAAGGGCUCGUUCGACAGGUUUCUCAAGAAUUGCAAAUGCGACCCUUACGCCGUGGAACCACCCCCCUUUGCACACACUGCGAAGAGAUUCGACGGUAAGGAAUCUGACAUACCAGGUCCAGGAACAUAUGAUCCUAAGAAUCAAACAAAAUGUAUAGCUUCAAAUUUUCUUGCUCCAUUUGGCACUUAUGCCAGUCGUUUCAAGAAGGUGUUAGAAAAUGAUGAACCAAGUCCAUGCGAUUACCAUUCGAGCGUCGGCAACUUAGCGUACGAGUCGCAGAAGCGUUACAAGUACAGCUACUUAAAACCACCAUCCAUAUUUUUCAAUCAAUUCUCGAUGGUGGAAGAAGAUCACUAUGUUCCGAAUUUUGUAGAAACGAUUGAAGCGAAGAAGCAUGCGGUGUACCAUGCUGCUUUUAAAUGUAAAACGGAGAGAUUCCCCACAAUUGAGGUGGACGUUCCCGAUCCGGGUGCUUACGAGGUCUUAACGGCUUUCAAGGCAAAUCGUGAUCGAUGCGAUGUCCUCCGUCGACGAGCACCCUUCGGUUCUCGAGUCAGCCGAUUGCCAAGGACGCAGGACGACAAGCACCCUACGCCUGAUCCCACUUCUUACGAGAUGGCUGGAGACAUUUCGAUGAACGUGAAAGGUGGCUUGAUGUUUCUUCCCAGCAGUAUCGAUGAGGCUAAACCUGGACCUGGUCCGACGCAUUACUGUAUCCACCCUUAUCACGCGUCUUCUAUGCUGAAGAAAUCAUUCAACGUCAAGCUAGGAAAACCGAAAGUGAUCAAAGAAAUGAUAGAGAAGGAGAAAUCUAGAAAAGCACGGUGUCCUUGUACAAGGAAGACACUUCGUUGGUUCACAAAGUACGAUCAAACAGUUUGUAUCUAACUCGAAAUUUUAUACUGUAAACAAGUUUUAAUUUUAUUCAUUUUGUUACCGCUUCUAUAUUUUGAACAAUGAAUUUGAACUUUCUAACUUUCCCUCGUAUUUAUUCGAAAGAAGCGCAUUAUCUCCGUCACUUAAUUUUCUGUGAAGAUUUACGGCACAAAAUUUGAUGCUUCAAUUCAGAGAUCUACUAAUUAUAGUUCAAAGUCUCUCUUCGAACGUGUCGCGAAUGGAGGGAAAAACGAGUAUCAGCAAUGACAAUUCCGUAAACGCUCCUCCCUCGUGGUCUGUUCAUUAACACGCCAUUAUUAUUCGCGUCGACUGUCGAUGACAAGUUGCCAACUCGUCGAGCACGA
Molecule: messenger RNA, 2436 nt
Organism: Megachile rotundata (alfalfa leafcutting bee)
Lineage: Eukaryota; Metazoa; Arthropoda; Insecta; Hymenoptera; Megachilidae
Product: sperm-tail PG-rich repeat-containing protein 2
Source: RefSeq, a predicted model, not a curated record